Quercus robur (English oak) is the source of this 2317-nucleotide messenger RNA. Its product is annotated as probable methyltransferase PMT23. Gene Ontology annotation, molecular function: methyltransferase activity. The transcript has 8 exons. Gene Ontology annotation, cellular component: endosome; trans-Golgi network; cytoplasm. The record is from RefSeq and is a predicted model, not a curated record. The coding region runs from base 233 to 2065 and encodes 610 amino acids. Lineage: Eukaryota; Viridiplantae; Streptophyta; Magnoliopsida; Fagales; Fagaceae.
UAAACCGCGAAAGCGCCUCUCUCUCUCUCAGAGUCAGAGGUCAAAGCUUUGCGGAAUACUAGUAUUUUAAUCGCUAAAUUAGGGAACAAACUACAAAGCCUCCCUUUUUUUUCUUAAUAUUCUGUUACUUCCACCAUCCCCAGGUAACGACAUUCCAAAUCUCACUCAGAUCUUGCUCCUUUCUUUAAACUUCUAAACUCUCUCUCUCUCACACUUUCUCUAUUGCUCUACAAUGGCUAUCACAGUCCCAAACCUAAUCAAAGAAAGAAAAUUCCCAUUCAUAUUGACCCUCUCAGUUCUACUCCUCUGCUUCGCAUUCCUCAUCUUCACCGACACCAAAUCAAAUCCUUACCUUCUCUUCUCCACCUCCACCUCCACCUCCACCGCCACGUCAGCUCUUCAAUCCUCACUUCCGUCGUCUCCGCCUCCGCCUCGGCAAAACGACGGCGUCGCUGCCCCCGCUGCUGUUGCGGUGAUCAAUGCGGAUCCGAAUUCCCCUCGUAUUGAUUGGAAGCUGUGUAAAGGAACCGUGGCCGUUGAUUUCAUACCGUGUUUGGAUAAUUUCAAGGCGAUCAAGGCGUUGAAGGCGCGGAGACAUAUGGAGCACCGUGAACGCCAUUGCCCCGACCCGAACCCGCGUUGCUUGGUUCCUCUUCCCAAGGGUUAUCGGAUCCCUCUUCUGUGGCCUAAGAGCAGAGACAUGGUAUGGUAUAAUAAUGUCCCUCACCCAAAGCUUGUUGAGUACAAGAAGGACCAAAACUGGGUGCGUAAGUCUGGUGAUUACCUUGUUUUCCCUGGAGGUGGCACUCAAUUCAAGGAUGGAGUUAUUAGCUACGUUGAAUUUAUACAAAGGACUUUACCAACCGUUGAAUGGGGGAGGCACAUCCGGGUUAUAUUAGAUGUUGGUUGUGGUGUUGCUAGUUUUGGUGGCUAUUUACUGGACAAAAAUGUUAUUACCAUGUCAUUUGCUCCAAAGGAUGAGCAUGAAGCUCAGAUACAGUUUGCUCUUGAACGAGGAAUUCCUGCUACUCUGUCAGUCAUUGGAACACAAAAGCUGACAUUUCCAGACAACGCAUAUGAUUUGAUUCAUUGUGCACGAUGCAGGGUUCACUGGGAUGCAGAUGGUGGGAAACCAUUAUUGGAACUCAACAGAAUUCUUAGGCCUGGUGGCUUUUUUGUGUGGUCUGCUACACCAGUCUAUCGUGACGAUGAAAGAGAUCAGAAUAUAUGGAAGGCUAUGGUGGCUUUGACCAAAUCAAUGUGCUGGAAAGUUGUGGCUAGGACAGUUGAUUCAUCUGGAAUUGGGCUUGUAAUAUACCAAAAGCCUGUCUCACCUUCCUGCUAUGAAAAACGAAAAAAUAAUAAUUAUCCACCAUUAUGUGAUCAGAAAGAUGGGAAAAACAGUUCAUGGUAUGUGCCUCUCAGUCAUUGUCUUUCUUUGCUUCCGGUUGAUAGUAAGGGUAACUUGGUCAGCUGGCCCAUGCCCUGGCCCAAGAGGCUUAGUAGUAAACCUCCAAGCCUAUCAACUGAAUCAGGUGCUGAAGAAAUGUUCUAUGAGGACACAAAACAUUGGUCCGACCUUGUAUCAGAUGUUUAUUUGAAUGACCUUACCAUAAACUGGUCAAGUGUGAGGAAUGUGAUGGAUAUGAAUGCUCACUAUGGAGGAUUUGCUGCAGCACUUAUUGAUCUACCUGUCUGGGUAAUGAAUGUCAUCCCCAUUGAUGUACCAGAUACUCUAUCUAUUAUAUUUGACAGAGGGUUGAUUGGAAUCUAUCACGAUUGGUGCGAGUCUUUAAACACCUAUCCUCGAACUUAUGAUCUACUGCAUUCCAGCUUUCUCUUCAGAAAUCUUACACAAAGAUGUGAUGUCUUGGAUGUGAUCGUUGAGAUGGAUCGCAUACUGAGACCGGGCGGAUAUAUUGUGGUUCAGGACAACAUGGAAAUUAUUAAUAAGCUUAGUCCUAUCUUGCAUUCGCUUCAUUGGUCACUAACGCUGUAUAAGGAUCAGUUUCUCGUUGGUAAGAAGGGUUUCUGGCGUCCCACAAUUGGAGAAACUAAAUCAUGAAUAGAGCUGAUCAUUUACCACUGUACAAUCUUACUUUUAGUUUUAUAUGUUCGAUAGACAACUACAAAGAAAGAUAAAAAUUAUAAAAAGAAGAGGAGAACACAUUCCUUUUACUUUUAUUACAAAGGCUCUUAUUAGUAACUAAAUCUAAAUUGAUGUCCUUUAUUUUUGUCAAAGUGUCAAUUCAAUACACAUGGCAUUACUUUGUGGUAGCAAUGACGAGAUGAUGUGAUAGUUGAGAUUUUGUGUUCA